GUAAGAUUGUUUCGUUUUGUUUUUAUGGUACUUGGUGAAGUUGAAGUUAAGUUAACAUUAAACUGUGACUAAUAAUUAUAAUUACAUAUCUAUAGCGUUUUAAGUUAGCUGCAACACAUUCUAUAAUGAAGGACAUUCCCAAAGAUUUUGCAACACCUGAGAAACAAGAAGCUCGAGCUUUCUUGCGAGAAAGAUUCCUUAGAGUUAUCACCGGUAUAACAGACAAGGACUGCGAAAUUCAACUCUUUGAUAACACAACGGCGUCAGCUAAGUUUGGUGGCUGUGACUUGGAUGCAUUCCAGAUUUUUGUUAAGGACUUGACCCAACCUUCUUCACAGACCGCUCCUCAUGCACUAAUAAGGACUACUGACAUUCUAAGUAUUGAGGUACCAAACGCAACAUAUCAGAAGUUGAUAGACCCUACUAAAGAACAGAAUGGAACAGCAAUGGAAGUUGAAGCUGUGUGAAUUGGAAUAGAAUACCUGAAUGUCAUUUAUUUGAAUUGUGAGCGUUCCUUUAGGUUAUUGAUGUUUAAUGUGUAAAUGUGAUUCCAAAAAUACAAUCUUUUAUAUACUUAAAAUA
Messenger RNA from Macrosteles quadrilineatus (aster leafhopper), 582 nucleotides. Its product is annotated as gem-associated protein 7-like. Bases 126 to 467 code for a protein of 113 amino acids. NCBI's taxonomy places the organism in Eukaryota, Metazoa, Arthropoda, Insecta, Hemiptera, Cicadellidae. The transcript is spliced from 2 exons. Gene Ontology annotation, biological process: spliceosomal snRNP assembly. Gene Ontology annotation, cellular component: SMN-Sm protein complex. The record is from RefSeq and is a predicted model, not a curated record.